CGGUUCGUGCGAGACUCGUUGAAGCUUUUCGAUAAACGGAUAAUAAAGAAAUUCACAGUAUAUUAUACACGGCUGUAAUUCUCGGUACGCUGGUAACGAGAACCCUAUCGUAAUCAUUAAGUCCAAAGAGGUAUUAGGUGCAGGAGAAUAUAACAACGAUCAAGUGACAUCCGACUACGUGCACCUAUUCAAUUUACGAGCUCAAUAGAAACGUAGAGAUGUCGUGCUGAAAAAUUCACUGCGAUAAGGUCUUCCGUAUUAUUCACGGUAUGCACUAUCGAAACGAUCAAAUUCGAGAGGAAAAAGCAAUUUUAACGCGAAACACAUUUGAACUGCACGUUUAUUCGCGAGUUGGUUCUCGUACACAUCGCCAGCUUUUCUGAAAGUAAAUAGUGCGCGAUAAACGUGUCAGAAAAUGAUGACGGCAUACAUUAAGCAAAUGUCCGUGAUCCAGAGCAUUGUCACUUGGGAUAAUUAAAAGGAUAAUUAAAGAUUCGUAGAAUAUUUGUACGAUAUCGAUCACGCCGCGAAAUGAUUUUUCGGAAGAAAUUCGAAUUUUUAUGCCGUCCGAGUGAAAGAAUGUUCAUUUCUCUAUUGGACUUGUCAUUGCAAAGGCGUGCAAUGCCUUCCUCCAUGAUACAAUGCUCUUUGUACAGACAACUUAACAACGAGAAGAAUAAGAAUGAAGGGUGGGCAUGCGCAGAGAUACAUAACAUCAUUAAAGCCUGAACGAUUCGAAGCGUAGAGAGGGGAGGCGUACAGAGUAAAAUGCAGACAGAGCAAUGUAAAAUCUUCAGUCGAGUUCAAGCGACCGAGAAAAGUGAUCGUUGUACUGCAUUCUUUUUCCGUGUUGCGUGUGAUAAUCACGUUGAAAAAUAAUAUUUCGGGGAAAAGGUCGGUGAACGGUUUUGUACGUGUAACGGCGCGUGUCGCGCGACAGGGAUAUAGAUAGGACACGUAUAUAGUUUAUACCUGAAGAAUCUUCACACCGUGAACCAAUCACAGAUAUUGUAGAUUAUGAAUUGGACGUAGCGGUUGCGCGUAUUUGUCUAACCAAAGGAAAUCGAAGAGAAGAUACUUAUCGAAAGUAAAUAGAAAAAAGGAUGAGGAAUAUACGAACCGCAUGGUUGCUCCUACUGUCGACGAUAUGGGGAGUGAACGCUGUUUCGAAAACCGAAGUGACGGUGAUCGACGAGAUGAGACGCAUGCUCUACGAACACACGCAAUCGCUGGAAGACGUUAUGUCUCAACGGAUGAAUAUGAAGGGACUCGAGGCGGAGAAAUAUCUGAUUAGGAGCUUUAAGAACUUCGGCGACAAGUUGGAGGAGAGUUUUCCGAAACCUGGCUACGAACACUUGGAUUCGUUGAGUUCCGUGUGGUUGUGGGCCCGAACGGAGAACGAAUUGAAAGUGAUCGAUUCGCUGUACAAUGUUUUCAGGCGAAUGCAACACGAAAUCAUCGAUUUAAAUAUGGAACUCGAUUUACAAAAGCUAGGGAACGUGUCGGAUGCUAUUUUACAUGAUCCAAACGUCUCCAUAGUAGACAAACUCGCCCGUAUAGCUGAGUUUAUAGUGCAUGAUAAGUUGUUCAUUUUGGCUUAUCAGGAAGCAUCUUCACAAAUCUGCAGAGAACGUCAGUCUCUUCAGCAAUUGCUUUACAAUCUCUAUAGCACAGUUACCCUUGCGGAAAUUAAGGGCUACAGUAUGAUUCAAUUUUCCUAUAUGUUAUUGAGAAUGUAUAAUCAAGGUAAUAACUUCAGCGAAGAAAUGGAACUAGUUAGACAACAGUACGGAAUAAGAACAUCUGAAACUAUAAGAGCUGUAAAAACUGCCAUGGCCUUUGCACCUAGAGAUCUUUGGAUGUGUGAUUCACCAAAUCCAAAAUUGAAUGAAACGUAUACACAACUAACAGAGCUAUUCCAAGGCUAUAUUGUAAAUGAGGUAGACCUGAAUCCUCAGUCGAGUUGCAGGGAAAACUGCGCUUAUUAUAAGUACUCGAAAGUGCACGGAUGUUAUAAAGAUCAAUUCUGUGCCCAUCAACGUAAAUGUAAUGGUAAUAUAUUACACUGCGAGUAUGUCGAUUCCGACAUGUGGAUCUGCCCUGCGGAUAGAAAGAGUAGCCGAAGGUACGAAUAUAUAGAAUAUGAGAAUGGCAAGCUGUUCGGGCAAAAAGAUUCUUGCAGCAAACCAAUAAGUAAAGUUGACAGUUGGUGGCGUUGGUUGUUUUGGCAUUGCAGUUAUUGUUUCUGCUACUGUGAUGAUCAAAGUAUAAAAUCUGACCGGUACUUCAGCUUGCGAAUGGUUAAAUCCGACAUUAAGAACAACAAGGUUGUAACAGGAGUUGCACUGAAGAAGGUGAAUCAAGUAAUACAUAUACAAAUACAAGAGGGUGAACUGUUGCCACGUGGAAAUAUCAACGCAACAACUACUGCUUGGAAGCCUAUUGAGGCAUUUUCUAUUUUGGCUGGGGACGUCAAAAGCAAUGUUGACUAUGUCACACUAGCAUGGGAGAACAGAGGCUUGGACUUGGACGAUUUAGUGUCGGAUCAAGAUCAUCUUUUAACAGGUCUCAGGUUUAGAACUAUCGGACCUCGCUUGAACUUGGAAAUAUUGGUAUCGCCAUUCAACUUUACGUCAGGGAAAUUGAUAGACCCGGAAAAGAACAGUUUCUGGAUAAGCAACGAUGUCACUAAUAGGAUACAAUUGGAAUUAAAAAAUCCUGAUAUACCAACGCGGGUUCAACUACCAUCGUUGCCAGAUUCUAAAAAACAUCAGUACGUGGAUUUCGCGCCCAGCGACCGAGUGAUGGAUGCUGCACAAAAUACGAUACCAUUUAUUGAUAUUCAACCAGUAGAAUCUUAUCCACCAGUUCCAGCGGCCGGUGCUGGGAUUUAUCAUAAAGGCAGAUCAGGGUCGGGUGGUUACGUGGCAUUGAAACUAUUCACAUAUGACUUUACACCGCAUUUAUCGGCAGACCUACCACCUUUGCCACCAAUUAUUAAUGCACCGAGUAAACAGACCUAUACGUUCUUGUGAUCGUCGUUGAUUUUAUGUUAAACAAUAUAAUUUUUAGCUCGUUUCAAAACGGAAAAUUUGCUAUUUCAUAUAACUUGUAACAUUUAUGGUUAAUCGCAUCCGUUUCCUGUCAAUUCUUUCUGUCAUCAUUGUGCCAUUUUAGCAUGUGUAUGAUGCAUAUAAUAUUUUUCACGUUAAAUAUAACUUCUGGUUUAUACUACCGUAAUUUCUUUCAUUUCGUUUUUAUAUUUUAAACUACAAAUUUGUUUCUCUAAUUAGUAGAAAGUUUUAGUAUUCUAUUGUUCUAAAAAAUUUCAAUUUGCGUUUAAAAAGAAAUUUAUACCGUUAAUCCGUAUUAGCUGCAUAUUUUAUAUUAAUAUAACACUACUUUUUAUCGACACUAUAAAUAAGUACCUCAAGAUCCUGUGAUUAAAAAAUAGAUAUAAAGAU
Messenger RNA from Nomia melanderi (Alkali bee), 3464 nucleotides. It is a transcript of the gene orion, whose product is annotated as chemokine-like protein orion. NCBI's taxonomy places the organism in Eukaryota, Metazoa, Arthropoda, Insecta, Hymenoptera, Halictidae. The record is from RefSeq and is a predicted model, not a curated record.